GCACCUUGGACAGAGACAGAGGGACGGAACUGAGCGGAUAUGACCCACACAGUGUACCUCAGUGUCCUAGUGGUUACCUUGGCAACAGGCUGCUUGUCAAAACCAUUAACUGGCCCUCACAAUAACGGAGGCAUUAUUCUGGAACGUACUGCCAAGUAUCUAUCAGGAAAUGGAGCAGUUUCACUGGAACGCAAAGCUGCAGCUUUAAAAGCAGAUGAUCUGAUAUCCAAACUGCUAUCCCAGAUUCAGGAAGCUGGCUCAUUGAGCCAUGCUGACCGUUAUCAGGUCCGUGAUGUGCUGCAUCAGAUGCAUGACCGAGAUUACGCAGGUUGGAUGGACUUUGGCAGACGCAGUGUGGAGGAAUAUGAGAUGGAUUCCUAAAACACAGACCAUCAGCAUCAUCA
Hemiscyllium ocellatum (epaulette shark) is the source of this 404-nucleotide messenger RNA. Its product is annotated as cholecystokinin-like. Bases 40 to 381 code for a protein of 113 amino acids. Gene Ontology annotation, molecular function: neuropeptide hormone activity. Gene Ontology annotation, biological process: digestion. NCBI's taxonomy places the organism in Eukaryota, Metazoa, Chordata, Chondrichthyes, Orectolobiformes, Hemiscylliidae. The record is from RefSeq and is a predicted model, not a curated record. The transcript is spliced from 3 exons. Gene Ontology annotation, cellular component: extracellular region; axon.